UUUCGUUCAUAACCUGUUUAGAUCAGUUUAACCCAGGUUUAAGGGACGGUGGUCUCAUACUACAUUCCCAUUGGCUCAGUGGAGGCUGAAGGCAGCGUCCCUCCCACUGUAGUUGUUUUUGUUUUUGGAUUAAAGAAACCUUUUGGUGGAAUAGUAACAUUGUGGAUUCUGCAGUUCAGAAUGAAGAUCUUGGUUUUUCUGGCCCUCCUGGGUCUACACAGCACAGCGGCAGUGACUCAUUCUUUGAAAUAUAUCUACACUGCGUCCUCUCAAGUCCCAAACUUCCCAGAGUUUGUGACUGUUGGGAUGGUUGAUGAUGUUCAGAUUGAUCACUAUGACAGCAACACCACGAGAGUAUUACCCAAACAGGACUGGAUGAACAGAGUCACAGAAGAUGACCCACAGUACUGGGAGAAUGAGACUCAGAUCGUUACGGGUCAACAGCAGCUCUUCAAAGACAACAUUGAAAUUUUGAAGCAGCGUUUCCUUCAAACUGGAGGUGUCCACGUUCUCCAGUGGAUGUACGGCUGUGAAUGGGACGAUCAGACUGGAGAGGUUUAUGGUUAUACUCAGUUUGGUUAUGAUGGAGAAGACUUCAUAGCAUUUGACCUGAAGACAGAGACAUGGAUCGCUCCAAAACAACAGGCUGUCAUCACCAAAUACAGGUGGAACAAUGACAGAGCUUUGAUCGCACAGACAAAGAACUACUUCACCCAGACUUGCGUUGACUGGCUGAAGAAGUAUGUGAACUAUGGGAGGAGCUCUCUGAUGAGAACAGUUCUUCCCUCAGUGUCUCUCCUCCAGAAGACUCCCUCCUCUCCAGUCAGCUGCUUCGCUACAGGUUUCUACCCUGACAGAGUCAUGAUGUUCUGGAGGAAAGAUGGAGAGGAGCUUCAUGAGAACGUGGAACUUGGAGAGAUUCUCCCCAACCAUGAUGGAUCCUUCCAGAUGAGUGUUGAGCUGGACCUUUCAUCAGUCACACCUGAAGACUGGAGGAGGUACGAAUGUGUGUUUCAGCUCUCUGGUGUGAGGGACGACAUCAUCACCAAACUGGACAAAGCUGUGAUCAAAACCAACGAAAGUUCAUGAAUAAAUCGUCCACUGGAACGAAAACAGAUCCCAAAUUCUCCAGUUCAUCUGUAAACUUAAUAAAUUGGUUUUAAUUAUUCAUGUCAUAAAUUUACAGUUGCAGUUGGAGUUAAAAUCUGGUCAAUCUUCUAGUUUGUGAUUAUUAAGAUUGGAUUACUACUUUAAGAAAAAACAUUUUAAAAGGCAUAUUUUUCCUAAAAAUAUGAUUUAGUACAAAAUUACAAAUAUUUUACAGAUCUUAUCAAACUCGAGCCUGAUGUUAAAAUGUUUUAAAUAACAAAUAAAACGUAUCUGACAAAACUAAUUCUUCAGUGAUUAUAAACACUAUUGGAUUCUUUUCUCUAUACAUACGUUCUGGUUGAGACUGACUCUCACCAGCAGAUGCUGCUGUUGUUUUUUGCAGUAAUAGCCAAUAAGAAUGACUUAGGUCAAAUGGAAAACAGAAGUAAGUCUCACAUGUUCAGAGGUCAGAAAUGUGAUGACUGAGUCUGCAUCCAUCCUUCUUUGUUGUUUAUGGAAAGCAUUACCUGUGAGUAUUUUCAAUCAUUAACAUGCCUUUAAAUAUUAUCAAUAACUAUUUUUUGAUUUGCAAGGGUUACUUUUCUGUUCCUACCAAGUUUGCUGUUCUUUGUGUCUCUGGUUGUAUCAGGUCACUGCAGACAACUUAAUGGUAAAACUGGUAAAAGGGACAUAGGUUUUCUUUCUCUGCUGAGUUUCUGUAAACAUGUAAGAUGUUGAAUAAUAAUGCUUAAAAAUCACUUCCUGUGUUGAAUUACAAAAAUGAAUGUCAGUGUCUGCUGUUUGAUUACUUUCAAUUAAAUGAACCUAAUUCUAAAAGUCUGACUACUUUUGUUAAUGCAUUAAGUGCUCACUCAUCUGUGAUUGUAGUUACAGUAAAAUGAAUAUUGCCUGAUUACUGAUUAUUAUCAUAGAUUAAAUAAACAUGGCUUCAACAUGA
This is a messenger RNA of Scomber scombrus (Atlantic mackerel), 2047 nucleotides long. RefSeq names its product class I histocompatibility antigen, F10 alpha chain-like. Gene Ontology annotation, biological process: lipid metabolic process; immune response; intracellular signal transduction. The transcript has 5 exons. Gene Ontology annotation, molecular function: phosphatidylinositol-4,5-bisphosphate phospholipase C activity. The coding region runs from base 181 to 1089 and encodes 302 amino acids. Gene Ontology annotation, cellular component: external side of plasma membrane. NCBI's taxonomy places the organism in Eukaryota, Metazoa, Chordata, Actinopteri, Scombriformes, Scombridae. The record is from RefSeq and is a predicted model, not a curated record.